Vespa velutina is the source of this 1555-nucleotide messenger RNA. RefSeq names its product D-aspartate oxidase (gene Daao1). Bases 127 to 1134 code for a protein of 335 amino acids. Gene Ontology annotation, molecular function: FAD binding; D-amino-acid oxidase activity. Lineage: Eukaryota; Metazoa; Arthropoda; Insecta; Hymenoptera; Vespidae. The record is from RefSeq and is a predicted model, not a curated record. The transcript is spliced from 6 exons.
CUUAUGUAGAUUUAAUAUUUAGACCAAUAGAAUGUUGAGCUGUAAUAUUUUUUCGCAGAUAACAAUUUUUAUUAUCUCUUUAUUAAAGUGAUAAUUGAACAGUAAAAUUCUUCUUUGAAAGAGAAAAUGAAAAUUGCAAUUAUUGGAGGUGGUGCAGUAGGUUUAACUACUGCACUACAAGUACAACGUACAUUGCGUAAUGCUCAAAUAACUAUUUUUGCUUCCGAUUUUGAUAAUAUUGUUAGUAAUGUCGCAGCUGGAAUAUUUCGUGUCAGUUCAUCAUAUAGCGGACCUACCGAAGAGAUAACAAGGAAAUGGAUAGAAGAUUCGUAUUCAUAUUAUGACAGUAUAUGUAAACUAUCAGAUGCAUCUCAAGCAGGAAUAACAACUAUCUCGGGUUAUAUGUUUGCUAAUUCUCCAGGCAUUAUAAAGAACCCUUGGAUGGAAAAAUUGGUACCAAUAUACAGAAAUGUAACAGAAGAAGAAUUCCAAUUAGUGAGAGGUAACUGGAAAUAUGGUUGUUUCUUUACAACACUACUUACGGAAUGUAAAUUAUAUCUUCCUUGGAUAUUACAACAAUUAAAACACAAUGGAGCUGUUGUAAAGAAACAGAAAAUAGAUUCAUUUAAAGAAUUAACUACAGAAUAUAAUAUAAUAAUGAAUUGUACUGGACUCGGAGCUAAAAAUUUAUGCAGUGACAGACAUAUGGUUCCAAUACGUGGACAAGUCAUUAAAGUUGCUGCUCCUUGGUUAAAAACUUUUUUCUAUGGUGAGCUAGAUACAUAUAUAAUUCCUGGAUUUAAUGGAGUAGUUACUUUAGGUGGAACUAGAAAUUUUGAUUCUGAAAAUAUGAAGUUAUGUCCAUAUGAAUCUGCUCAAAUUCGUACACGAUGUGAGACACUUGUGCCAUCUUUACGAACGGUUGAAAAUAUACGAGAAGAAGUAGGUUUAAGGCCACACAGAGAUGGUGGUGUUAGAGUAGAAGCAGAAUUCACUGCUAAUGGAUAUACUAAAACUACGAUAAUACAUAAUUAUGGGCAUGGCGGUUAUGGUGUUUGCACAGCUCCUGGUACUGCUCAAUAUGCUGUACAAUUAGCUAUAAAUGCUCACAGAUCAUCUAUCGCAAAACUGUAACUGAUGUAUAAUACAUGUUAAUACUCAGAAUUAAUAAUUAAUAUUUGUAAAGAUAUCAUUUUUAUGCCUGAUAAAAUAUGGCUUGAUAAAUAUAUAUUUUAUUACCGAAUCUAUAAAAAAAAAAAAAUUAAAUACUAAUACUGUAUGAUAUCACACCUGCUCUUUGUUUUGUACAAGCUAUUUCAAAUUAUAUAAAAAAUUCUAAUAUUUAAUUUUUAUGAACUUGAAAAAUUAUGUUGUAUAUUUGUAGGUAACUUUUUGAAAAUUAUAUAAUUAUUAAUAAAUAAAUAUAUUUUAUUUUGUUUUUUAAUUUAAAAUGUUGUGAUGAAGUUAUAAAAUUCUAAAUAUUUUACAAAUUUCGAAAAUUUCAAUUACUAUAAAAGUGUAAGCUACAAUAAAUGAACAAAGCAUUCCGUAUCAA